Molecule: messenger RNA, 2160 nt
Organism: Talaromyces stipitatus ATCC 10500
Lineage: Eukaryota; Fungi; Ascomycota; Eurotiomycetes; Eurotiales; Trichocomaceae
Exons: 2
Coding region: 50-1216 (388 amino acids)
Molecular function (GO): 6-phosphogluconolactonase activity; protein binding
Source: RefSeq, a predicted model, not a curated record
AACUAUCAGUUGACAAGAAACAAAUUGAAACAUAAACAUAAACAUCAAAAUGAAAACAAUCACAUCCCUCCUGCUCUUCUCAGCGACCUCACUCGCAAAAACUCUCUACGUCUCCCACUACGACGGACAUGUCUACACCUUGACCUACAACACCACAGACCCUAAUCCCGAGACAAGUCUUACAUUGGCAUCUACCCUAACAGCAUGCGGCUCAAUGCCUAGUUGGCUCGAACUCGACGCAGAUGCCUAUCUAUUGUACUGCAUUGACGAAACGGGGACAUCGCAGACAUCCGGAAAUGGCUCGCUGACGAGUUUCGAUAUCUCGGAUGUGAGCCGUCCGGCUGUUGUCAGUGAGACGGGCACGUUGGCGGGUGGUGUUGCGAGUGUUAUUUAUGAGGCUGGUGAGGAAGGGGAAAAGUUUAUUGCUAUUGCUCACUACGAAGGAUCAUCAGUCUCUACAUUCCCUCUCCCACUCACAAACGACACCACCGCCCUGCAAACCUUCUUAUUUACCCUAACCGGUCCCGUCACUGUACCGGAUCGUCAAGAUGCACCUCAUCCACACUCCGUUUUCCUCGAUCCUACAGCUUCAUACAUCCUCUCCCCAGACCUAGGGGCUGAUCUAAUCCGUAUUUUUGCAAUCAACGACUCUGACGGAACGCUAACAGAAUGCGAAGCACACAAAACCGUGCCUGGAGACGGACCUCGUCACGGCGUGUUUAACCAAGAGGGAAACAGAUUGUACAUCACCAACGAACUCGCGGAUACAGUUAGCACGUACUCCGUUUCAUAUAAAGACGACUGUACAUGCGGAUUAUCGCUCAAACUACGCAAUGAAAUCGUCCCGUCGCCGACGGGAAAACUCCCGACAUCGUAUGUUGCCGAAAUCCGGAUUCCGAAUAACAGUACAAAUGUAUAUGUGACUGUCCGUGGUGAUCAGAGUUUCGCGCCGGAUGAUUCCAUUGCGUUCCUUGAUCCGUCUCCUAAUCCCACAGGAUUGGUGGCGAAGAAUUUGACGAGUUCGUUUGGUUCGUAUCCUCGUACUUUGGUGAUUAGUGAGGAUGGCUCCUUGGUUGCUGUGGGGAAUCAAAAGUCUUCUUCUGUUGCAAUUGUGCAGCGUGAUGUUGAGACGGGGGAAUUGGGGGAGUUGGUGGGUAAUUUGCAGGUUGGAGAUGUUGAGGCCGGAUUGAGUAGUGUUAUUUGGGGAUCUGAUUAGAUCCGAUAGAGAGUACUGAUCUGGCCGAAACAGAAUAAGAUAAGUUCAUUCGAUAUGUACUGGACAGAACAGACAAGGAAAAAGUAGAAAGCCACCUUUACCGGUACACCCAGCAGACCCUAACAUAAACAUAGACCUAAACCAACCAGUAGGCUGAUAAAAAUGUGAUAACGACUGUGAUAUGAUAAGACCAGCUUUCAUAUGUAAAUGCAAUAUUAAAUAAAUCAAGUUUCAUCUUACCCUUCACUUUGAUUGGCAAGUGACCAACAAUGUUAAACCAAAACGCCUAAGAACCAUUCGUGAGACUUCCUUGCGAUGACUUCCGUGAACCAGUCGUGUAUGGUAUGGUAUAUAUGUAUCGUCAAUGUGCUGCCCCUGCUGCACCGUCGUAAUUUCUUAGUUUCCUGUCCGGAGCGUAAUCUCAUUGCAUCGUGAUAAUCAUAAAUUCUUGUGACGGCAAUCACCGAAACUCCAGUUGGAAAGCCUUCCAUUUCCCUCCGACUGUGCGACAUUUCGGACAUCCCCGUGGCGAUGGAUAGCUGGUCGGUGCCUUAUUGGGGCUGUUGAUUGGGCGCGACAUCGACAUUGGCGGACUGCUAAUAAACAUGCCAACACAUUCCCGGCAUACUCCGCAGAUACAUUCAGUACAGGCAUAACAGUCCUGCAGUGGCCAAGCGCGAUUGCAAUUCGCACAGUAAAUCUGAAUAUCGCGAUGUCGAAACGUCGAUGGUGUCGGGUUCGAAAAUCGAUGCUGCGGCCGCACGUGGUUGUGUAGGUGAUUCAAUGGACUGGAAUCGGAGGUGACCGAGGACGAAAGUCCGCUGGCUGACAUGUGAAAGUUUUUCCCAGAAACCGUCGAUGCAGACUCUAAAGAUGGUUCAAUUGAGGGGAACGGCUCCAUGUCGCUAUCUCUACUGCGGUGUAAUUCCAAUGGCGGGGGUGUA